AUGAUUGACUUCAAGGAGUUGGCUGCGCUAAUGCGUGGCUUGGCAGGGACACCGGUGACACCAUGGGAGGAUCAUGAAGUGAGAGCCUUGCUGAAAGCUAUGGAUUCCGACAAUGAUGGGAAGGUUCUUUUGACGGAGUUCGGCACUUGGCUUUUCGGACAACAGAUGUCAAAAGACGAGGAGUCCUUGCUGAAAACGGCCGAGCUGAAGUUGACGACCCCAAAAGGAGCCAAAGAAGGAACCGGCAUGAACAGCAAAGACAGUAGCAAAGCCGCAGGCAAAGCCGUCAAAGCUCACGGCAAAGCUGAAGGCUCAGGCUUAACGAAGAGCGCCAGCACGAGCAGCAAAAGGAGUGACACCAGUGCACGAGACAAACAUCCUCAGGAAGAUGAAGUGGAAGAGACCGGAGAAGACGACGAGGCGGAAGAGGAUGAAGAGGACGAACCCGAGGAAGAGGUGGAAGAGGAGGAAGAUGAAGUGGAAGAUGACGAAGAUGGGGCGGAAGAGGAUGAAGAUAUUGACGUUGACGACAAGGAGUUUACAAAGCUCAGUCAAACUGGUAGAAGUGCUUUGUGGCAGAAGUUGAUGCCUGCUCGAGAGGGUUCUGCACAAGAUGCAGCUGUGAGGAUGAAAACUUUGAAGCCACCCAAUUCGAAAAGACCGGGAGAUCACAAGCAUGCACUGCUUUAUUUGCAGAAUCAUGCCGGUUCCAAUGUCGAACUCGUUGGCAUUAAGCCUCCCGGUGCAGAUCGACAGAAGGCAUUGCGUUGGUUGAAGGAUGCACUCCUGAGAAUCAGCGAAGCUGGAGACAAGUCAUACCAACUGCCAGUGAAGUGGCUGAUUGGGAAUUAUCGCUUGUGGCCAGACGACGAUGAUAGUGGAUUUGUAGACUUGAAGCACUUGGCGGUUGAGAAGUUGGAUGCCAUUGGCCAAAAAUAUGAGGCUCAGUAUGUGGACCGAAAGCUUGGCAUGGAACUAGGCUCUGUGGGGGGAGACUUAGAAUUCAAGAUUCGACCGCGGCAGGAUCACUACCUCAAGGUGAUUGGACCAGUUGCGGAGUAUUUUGGAUUGAACGAAAUCUCCGACAAGGCCUUUCGCCGGCUCAGUCCUGAGGAAAAGGUCGAUGUUGAAGCUGAGCAUGAACGGAAGCAGCAAAGUUCCUUCAUUAUAUUCCUUCUGACUGCAGUUCAUGGUUUGGAUCAUAUCUUUCAAAGUUCUGCCAAAGAGAUUUGCGAAAGUGUGGGUGGUACCUCACGUGCACCUCCUCCAAAGGGCUUUAUGCGAAUGUGGGCCAAGCUUGACACGGACCAUGCAAAGGCAGAAAGCCCGAGGGCGGCAGAGAAUAUCGACACCAAUCGGGUUGCAUGGAUUUUUGAGGAGCCCUCACAACUUCGUGAUGCUUUCAAGAAAGCCAUGGAGGUCUUUGGAGCCCCACUUCGAGUGAAGAAUGGAUAUGAUCCAAACUUUGAUGCCAUGGGGGAGACGAAAGGUUAUCGUAAUAUUUUAGCCAAUUACAAGUUCAGCCCAUCGCUCACCUGGGGAACUCUUGCUAAAGAGUCAACGACACAAGCUGCCUGGGACAACUUUCGGAUCUUUGCUUGA
This is a messenger RNA of Durusdinium trenchii, 1602 nucleotides long. The record is from the annotation of a GenBank genome assembly. NCBI's taxonomy places the organism in Eukaryota, Dinophyceae, Suessiales, Symbiodiniaceae.